Molecule: messenger RNA, 636 nt
Organism: Cyphellophora attinorum
Lineage: Eukaryota; Fungi; Ascomycota; Eurotiomycetes; Chaetothyriales; Cyphellophoraceae
Exons: 2
Coding region: 1-636 (211 amino acids)
Source: RefSeq, a predicted model, not a curated record
AUGCCAUACACCGGCAAAACGCUGAUUCGCAUCGUUCGGAACACUACUGACUACUCCAAGCACGUCGCCCACCGUCCCGUCCCAUCGCUCGGCAACACUUCCGCGGUCGACAAGCUCCUGUCCAAUCCGCGAUGGAGCAUCGCAAAAAGCUACACCACCUGCUCCGGCUCUGCGCCCUCCCCCUCCCCAUCACCCCCGCCGCCCGAAUCCCGCCUCCUCAGCGACCUUAAUUCUCAGGCCCAUUUCGUCAACCACCUCUCCUCCAUUGACACACACAACGUCCCCCCACUCGUCGCCAUCCGCGACGAAACACUCGCGCACCGCGCAGAAACCACCAUCGGUCUGGCCCAAGUACAGCCGUGGCUGGAUCUGGAGGACAAGGUUGGGCGGAAUGGAACGGUGAGGAGGCGGAAGACGGAUGUAAAGGGGGCGCUGGAGGAGAUGGAGGCAAGGAAGAGGGAGGAGAGCAGGGAGGUGGAUGAGGACGAGAGGAUCUUCAAGUGGCCGGUGCUCAAGGCGAGUGGGCAGGAGGAAGGGAGGAGGUGGGGUGGGUAUUAUGUUGUGCGGCGGGGUGUCAAGAAGGAGGUGGACGGGGUUGGUGGCGGUGCUGGUAGCGCUGGUGGUGAUGGCGGUUGA